Homalodisca vitripennis (glassy-winged sharpshooter) is the source of this 900-nucleotide messenger RNA. Its product is annotated as endothelial zinc finger protein induced by tumor necrosis factor alpha-like. Gene Ontology annotation, molecular function: RNA polymerase II cis-regulatory region sequence-specific DNA binding; DNA-binding transcription factor activity, RNA polymerase II-specific. NCBI's taxonomy places the organism in Eukaryota, Metazoa, Arthropoda, Insecta, Hemiptera, Cicadellidae. Gene Ontology annotation, biological process: regulation of DNA-templated transcription. The coding region runs from base 1 to 900 and encodes 299 amino acids. The transcript is spliced from 6 exons. The record is from RefSeq and is a predicted model, not a curated record.
AUGCUUGCUGCUAAACUUGACAAGAAACAAUCGUCACAGUCGAACCACAAGACACAUGGACUUGACUACAACUUACCUGCUCACAGGACCGCUCUGUUCACAAAGAAACCCUCAUAUGCUAGACUGUUUCGGCAAGAGUGUGCACGUCUGUGCGUGCGGGAAGCGAUACUCACACUACCCCUCUCUGUGGCGGCACCAGAAGUUCUUCAGCUGCUCUUCUCAAGUAGAUCAGUGGCGAUGCCAGCAAUGUACAGCUAUCUGCAAGAACAGACAAUAAUCCGCUUUAUGAUUUUGGAUCUCAUCUUGUUUGCGGGUGUGGUGAGUCUUUCCCGAAUAAGUCUUUGUACACGACUCAUCGCACCGCCUGUCAUUCCCCAUUCAGCUGCCAACUCUGUGGAAGAGUCUACAACGCCCCUGUAUGCCUGUAGCUGCGGAAAGAUCUACCGACACAUGACAUCUCUCCAAAAACACCAGAGGCUGCGAUGUGGGGAUAAACCUCCACAGUUCCCCUGUGGACUAUGCAUGAAACACUCCCGUAGCCUUGUGCUCCAGGAGGCGCUGUCUGACGGCCAGUACGUCUGCCCCAGCUGUGGACGUGUCUACCGUAACAGAUGCUCCUACACACGUCACUACGCGCACGAGUGCGGUCGUGUGCCCCCCUACGCUUGCACUGUCUGUGGGAAGUCCUUCAUGCGUUGUAACUCGCAGAUAUACAGUGAAGCAGUGUAUGUUUGUUCCAACUGCCCACGCAAGUAUCGCUAUCCGGAGAAUCUAUCAAGGCAUCUUCGCUAUGAGUGUGGGGUGGAACCUCGGUUCUCGUGUCCUCAGUGUUCAUACAAGACCAAGCAUCGGUACAGCCUCACACUGCACUUGAGGAGGAAACAUGCCUCGGAAUGUUGA